This is a messenger RNA of Lates calcarifer (barramundi perch), 1859 nucleotides long. It is a transcript of the gene lypla1, whose product is annotated as lysophospholipase 1. The transcript has 9 exons. Gene Ontology annotation, cellular component: cytoplasm. The record is from RefSeq and is a predicted model, not a curated record. Gene Ontology annotation, biological process: protein depalmitoylation. The coding region runs from base 295 to 993 and encodes 232 amino acids. Gene Ontology annotation, molecular function: carboxylic ester hydrolase activity; palmitoyl-(protein) hydrolase activity. NCBI's taxonomy places the organism in Eukaryota, Metazoa, Chordata, Actinopteri, Centropomidae.
GGGACAACGAGGCGUGUCGGUGCAGCUGGCGAGUAGCGUCCGAGCGGUUAGUGUGAUCCGGCGGUGUAUUGUUUUGCACAAAAUUCAACUUCCAAAAAGAAAUUCACGACUGCCAGCGGUAAUACGAGGCUGGUGGACGUCGACCUCCAUAUUCGGUCGACGUUUGUCCUUCAGCUGUCUCGUAUUUGACAGCCAGAGGUGGACUGAGAUCGACACAGAUUGACAUUUGGGGGAUAUCGUUAUUAGCUAACAGUUAGCUAACUUCUCCCUACAUACCAGCUGCCUCAGCGCUGUAUGUGCGGCAAUAACAUGUCAGCGCCUUUACCUGCCAUUGUGCCUGCUGCCCGGAAAGCCACUGCGGCGGUGAUAUUUCUGCAUGGCCUUGGUGAUACUGGGCAUGGCUGGGCAGAAGCUUUCGCAGGCAUCAGGAUACCACAUGUGAAAUACAUCUGUCCACAUGCCCCCACCAUGCCUGUGUCUUUGAACAUGAGAAUGUCCAUGCCUUCUUGGUUUGACAUCUAUGGGUUGAGCCCAGACUCAGAUGAAGAUGAGACUGGUAUUAAAAGAGCGUCAGAGAACAUUAAAGCCUUGAUAGACCAAGAAGUGAAGAAUGGAAUACCUUCGCACAGAAUUAUCCUGGGUGGAUUUUCACAGGGGGGAGCGUUGUCUCUCUACACAGCUUUGACAACUCAGCAGAAACUUGCUGGAGUGGUUGCUCUGAGCUGCUGGCUUCCCCUCCGCAACUCCUUCCCCCAGGCCGCUGCCAACAGUGCUAACAAGGACAUGCAUGUCCUACAAUGCCACGGUGAUGCAGACCCCCUGGUCCCCUUUAUAUUUGGCAGCCAGACAGCAGAGAAGAUGAAAGGUCUCAUUAAUCCUGCCAACAUCACCUUCAAGUCGUACCGGGGCCUACCUCACAGCGCCUGUCCAGAGGAAAUGGUGGAUAUCAAACGGUUCAUAGAGAAGCAGCUUCCUGCCAUCAGUGACGAAUGAACCCGGGAGUAUCCGUACGACCGCACAGCACCAUUAGAGUCCUCUGGGACCGACUCCAGGGCGACUCCGUGGACUCGAGGAACCACUGACUUACUUGACAAUAAAACCACGCUGCUAACUCAUAGAGCCAGACAGGACUGAGGUUGCCACACGUUAGCCCAGGAGAGGCAUGAGUGGAACGAUGCUGCAUCCUGACCUGGAGCCACACAUGAUCCUCAGUGUUACAGUAGAGUAACAUUAGUUGCUUGAUUGUAAAGCUAUUCGCCAUUGAGACAAGCCAUUACCAGGAAACGUAUGUAUUGGAAUAACUAGGGCUAUACUUUAUGGUUUAAUACUUACUACCUUACAAUAAAUGGCCUGUUGUUAAAUUUUUUUAAUUAAUGUAGUCUAUUUGUAGUAGCACUGAAAUUAGUCCAUUAGUCGAUUAAUUAAGGCAUUUAUCAAGCGAAAAUGCCAAACAUUUGUGGCUUCUACCAUCUCAGAUUUGAGGAUUUCCUGAUUUUCUGUGUUUUAAGUUAUUGUAAAUUGGAUAUUGUUUGAGUUUUGGAUUUGUCGUCAAAUCAAACAACCAAUUUAAAGUCACUAACUUGGGCUUUUCAUAACAUGUGAUUGGUAUUUUUCAGGUUAUUUGACAUCACAGAACAAUGAAUCUAAAAAAAAAAGGCCUAGCAAACAAAGCACAUAUCACAUUAAAAGUAUAUUAGAGCAGCUUAUUUUACCAUGAGAAAGUAUUGAAUAUUUUGUGAAUGUUCACAACACACGACAGCAAAAACAACAUACGAUUGUGCUUUAUUUAAUUUGUGAGAAUUCAAAUAGCUAUUUCACACAAAUAUCUUUUUAAAUACACAAAUAUAUCAGUGGUCAUG